GGUCAGCUUCUCUCUGCAAAUAAUCACUUUUUGUUUAUUUAUUCCCGCAUGCUGUUUUCUUUUCUUUUCUACAUUUCAAGUGCUGUCAAAUCAUAGCCUUAUAACCGACAUGGUCUAUCGUCGAUCCAGUAGGUUCUCCUAGCUAAAGGGGUGGAUGGUUAUUCAGAGAUUAUACGCUCCUCAUCAUCAAACGGUGGGUACUCCGCUCCGGCGUCAUGCACAGCCACACAGCCAGGGAUGCAGCGCUAUAUCAAGGCAUAUAGAAAGAAUCAGGCCUACUUGUUAAACUCCCCCCGACCAAACCACCUCCCCUCAAUGAGAAUAUCGUCGUGAUGGCCGAUGAAGAUGAACGACAACAUGGUCAGCUGAAGCUCAACUCGGUAUUGGGCUCUUUUCCAACACUAGUACCAGAACUCCAGGGCCCUGAGGCUAAUGCGUUGCAGUACAAAAUUAAGAAUUCAAUUUGCAAGUCUGUCCAGUCAAAAGUGGACAACAUAUUGCAAGAUGUUGAGAAGUUUACAGACAUCGAAAAACUCUACCUCUACUUGAAGUUGCCUUCUGGUCCCAGCAAUGGCGAUGAUAAAAGGACUGAGAACCAGAGAGCCUCCACUCCGGGACUAUGUGACCAGAGCGGCAUGUCGUCCAGCCGAACACAGCAGAUGUACGCUUUCAACUGGAUCCGCAAUCACCUAGAGGAGCACCCUGAGACAUCACUGCCAAAGCAAGAGAGAACUUGCUUCCUGGACUGUGUCUGCGACAGCGGCCCUUGA
This is a messenger RNA of Oncorhynchus keta (chum salmon), 770 nucleotides long. RefSeq names its product DNA-binding protein RFX5-like. Gene Ontology annotation, biological process: regulation of transcription by RNA polymerase II. The transcript is spliced from 6 exons. The coding region runs from base 333 to 770 and encodes 145 amino acids. NCBI's taxonomy places the organism in Eukaryota, Metazoa, Chordata, Actinopteri, Salmoniformes, Salmonidae. The record is from RefSeq and is a predicted model, not a curated record. Gene Ontology annotation, molecular function: RNA polymerase II cis-regulatory region sequence-specific DNA binding; DNA-binding transcription factor activity, RNA polymerase II-specific.